Messenger RNA from Cladophialophora psammophila CBS 110553, 819 nucleotides. RefSeq names its product dihydrofolate reductase. NCBI's taxonomy places the organism in Eukaryota, Fungi, Ascomycota, Eurotiomycetes, Chaetothyriales, Herpotrichiellaceae. The transcript has a single exon. Bases 1 to 819 code for a protein of 272 amino acids. Gene Ontology annotation, cellular component: cytoplasm; nucleus. The record is from RefSeq and is a predicted model, not a curated record.
AUGCCGUCCGCCAAAGAGCCGAGCAGUGGCCUCAAGGUAUUGAUGCUUCAUGGCUAUACUCAGAACGGGACCCUAUUCCAUGCCAAAACAAGAGCAAUGGAAAAGCAUUUGCAGAAAGUAUUUCCGGGCAUUUCAUUAAGCUACCCGACGGGUCCUCUGCAACUCAAACCAAGCGACGUUCCCGGCUUUGACUUAAGUUCAAGUGAAGAUCCAGACAGUAUUGAAGCUUAUGGCUGGUGGCGGCGGUCAGACACUUCCGAUCCACCUGAAUAUGUCGGUCUAGAGAAAGGGUUAGAGGCAAUCGCCCAAGUUCUCGAGUCAGAGGGGCCGUUCGAUGGUGUCAUCGGAUUCUCGCAGGGAGCAUGCCUAGCCGCCAUGGUCGCCUCGCUACUGGAGGGAGACUCCAGGAAACAAGCGUUCGGAAAAGCACGAGAGAGAUCCGCACUCGCAAUCCCAUAUCCGGCAUCCUUUGAGAGACUCAGUCACCCGCCACUCAAAUUUUGUGCCGCGUACUGUGGCUUUCGGGCGCCUGGUGAGAGAUAUCGUGGUUUCUACGAGGACCCCCAUAUUCAGACCCCAGUCUGUCACGUCAUUGGCAGUCUCGAUAGUGUCGUCGAAGAGUCGAGAACACAAGCACUGAUCGAUGCUACUGGCGGUGCAGAGAAGACACAAGUCGUGAUACAUCCUGGCGGACACUUUGUGCCGAGCGGGAAGCAAUAUCUAGACAUGAUUGCAGGGUUUAUCAAGCAGACCAUCUCAGCACAGGGAGAGGCCAGUGGAACGGAGGAGAAGGUGGAAGAUAUGGAUGUGCCGUUCUGA